UGGUAGAAAAAAAUGCAAACGCCGUCGUCCUAAAACCGGAAGUCUGUGGGAAGCUGCCACAGUUCUGCAUCUUCACCGAGCUACACGCGACUAAUUUCAUCAUCCAUCGGAGCCUACCGUUGGGCAGUUUAGGGCAAGUGGUGGACUGUAUUUUAAUUCCAGAUUUCAUUCAAGAACUACAAGGCUUUGUGCUUGCAGAGAUGUGCGGGAUUUGGGCACUUUUCGGCAGCGAUGACUGCCUGUCCACGCAGUGCACCUGCGCCAUGAAGAUCGCCCACCGCGGGCCCGACGCCUUCCGCUUCGAGAACGUCAACGGCUUCACCAACUGCUGCUUCGGCUUCCACCGGCUGGCUAUCGUCGACCACCUGUAUGGCAUGCAGCCCCUCAGGAUCAAGAAGUUCCCCUUUCUCUGGCUGUGCUACAAUGGAGAAAUAUACAACCACCUACAGCUGAAGGAGAAGUUUGAGUUUGAGUACCAGACCAAGGUGGACGGGGAGAUCCUACUGCACCUGUAUGAGCGCUUUGGGGUUGAGAAGAUGGUGGCUCUCCUGGACGGUGUCUUCGCCUUCGUCCUGCUGGACACGGCGAACAGGAAGGUGUUCCUGGGGCGGGACACCUUUGGGGUGCGGCCCAUGUUCCGCAUGCUGACUGACGACGGCUUCCUGGCUGUCUGCUCCGAAGCCAAAGGCCUGACGGAGAUCACCCACUCCAUGCCCCGCCCCCCUGAGGUCACGCCCUUCCCCCCGGGACACUUUGAGGUCUUCACACUGAAGAGCAGCGGGAAGGUGGAGUCUGUUCAGCUCGGCCGUUUCCAUAGCUGCACCGACGAGCCCAAACAUGCCGUCCACGACAGCGUCAGGGGCCUCCUUUCAGGUUUCGAGCUGGAGACGGUGAAGAGCAACAUCAGGGUCCUGUUUGAGAACGCUGUGAGGAAGAGACUAAUGGCUCACAGGAGGAUCGGCUGCCUGCUGUCAGGUGGUCUGGACUCUAGUCUGGUUGCUGCGACGCUGGUGAAGCUGGCGAAGGAAGACGAGCUGACGUACCCAGUACAGACCUUCGCCAUCGGUACGGAGGACAGCCCUGAUAUCCUGGCAGCCCGCAAGGUGGCAGCGCACAUUGGCAGCGAACACCACGAGGUGAUCUUCACCCCUGAGGAGGGCAUCCGGGCCAUCCAGGAAGUCAUCUACCACCUGGAGACGUACGACAUCACCACUGUACGCGCGUCCAUCGGGAUGUAUCUGGUGUCCAAGUACAUCCGCAAGAAGACAGACAGUGUGGUGAUCUUCUCUGGUGAAGGAUCGGAUGAGCUCACCCAGGGGUACAUCUACUUCCACAAGGCCCCGUCCCCCAAGGCCGCGGCGGAGGAGAGUGAGCGGCUGAUGAAGGAGCUCUACUUGUUCGACGUGCUGAGAGCCGACCGCACCACUGCAGCGCACGGCUUAGAGCUGAGAGUUCCUUUCCUGGAUCACAGAUUAUGUGCAUAUUUCCUGUCCUUACCUGAAGAGAUGAGAGUGCCCAAGGAUGGAGUAGAGAAGCACCUCCUGCGAGAGUCAUUUAAGGGGCUGAACCUGAUCCCAGACGACAUCCUGUGGAGACGCAAGGAGGCUUUCAGUGAUGGACUCUCCUCCACCAAGAAGUCCUGGUUCUCCUACCUGCAGGAUCAUGUAGAGGCUGAGGUCAAUGAGUCCCAGUUGGAGAUGGCAGCCAAAGUGUUCCCCCACUUCCCUCCUAAGACCAAAGAGGGGUACCAUUACCGCCAGGUGUUUGAGAAGUACUACCCGGGGCGGGCCGUCUGGCUGUCCCAUUACUGGAUGCCCCGCUGGAUCAAAGCCUCCGACCCCUCGGCCCGAACUCUCUCCAUCUACAAACCCGACAAGGACAAGUGACUGACGACGCGUCGCCGUGGUUACAGCUCCGCCUUCUGCCCAUAACCCCGCCCGCUUCCAAACCAGCUCCACCCUGUCACGUACGCACUCGCUAACUAACAAGCCGACAAAAAAAGCGCAACUCUGGAUGGGUUUUAAAACUCAUGGGCAUUGAGAGAUCACUGUGAGCAAUUCUGAAGCACAUUCAGAGGAGAGAGAGAGGGCGACAGAAGCCUGUUUUAUUUUAAUUUGAGUGAGAAUCAGAGAGGGAAUUUUGAAUAUGUGUUUGUUCUAACCUUUUAAUAACCAAAAUGCCUGUGUGGUUGGUGAGUGUGUACAGAGCCACAGUCUGAUGUAUUGGGUCACAAAUGCCAGUUAGACAUUUUUAGACACGCACACACACACUUUUUCUCUAAACUGUUACUCUAACAUAACAUAAUAACCAAAAGGCCGUUCAGCCCAACAGUGCUCUCCAUUUUCCUGACUAAAUUAGCGCUCUGAUUACUACUAGCCCCAUAAUGCCCAUGAUUCUCUAAUUACUGUGUCUGAUUAAGUCUCUGAGUACCACUAGCCCCAUAAUGCCCAUAAUUCUCUAAUUACUGUCUGAUUAAGUCUGAGUACCACUAACCCCAUAAUGCCCAUAAUUCUCUAAUUACUGUCUGAUUAAGUCUGAGUACCACUAGCCCCAUAAUGCCUAUAAUUCUCUAAUUACUGUGUCUGAUUAACUCUGAGUACCACUAGCCUCAUAAUGUCCAUAAUUCUCUAAUUACUGUGUCUGAUUAAGUCUCUGAGUACCACUAGCUCCAUAAUGCCCAUAAUUCUCUAAUUACUGUGUCUGAUUAAGUCUCUUGAGUACCACUAGCCCCAUAAUGCCCAUAAUUCUGUAAUUACUGUCUGAUUAAGUCUGAGUACCACUAACCCCAUAAUGCCCAUAAUUCUCUAAUUACUGUCUGAUUAAGUCUGAGUACCACUAGCCCCAUAAUGCCAAUAAUUCUCUAAUUACUGUGUCUGAUUAACUCUCUGAGUACCACUAGCCCCAUAAUGCCCAUAAUUCUCUAAUUACUGUCUGAUUAAGUCUGAGUACCACUAGCCCCAUAAUGCCAAUAAUUCUCUAAUUACUGUGUCUGAUUAACUCUCUGAGUACCACUAGCCUCAUAAUGUCCAUAAUUCUCUAAUUACUGUGUCUGAUUAAGUCUCUGAGUACCACUAGCUCCAUAAUGCCCAUAAUUCUCUAAUUACUGUGUCUGAUUAAGUCUCUGAGUACCACUAGCCCCAUAAUGCCCAUAAUUCUCUAAUUACUGUCUGAUUAAGUCUGAGUACCACUAGCCCCAUAAUGCCUAUAAUUCUCUAAUUACUGUGUCUGAUUAACUCUCUGAGUACCACUAGCCUCAUAAUGUCCAUAAUUCUCUAAUUACUGUGUCUGAUUAAGUCUCCGAGUACCACUAGCUCCAUAAUGCCCAUAAUUCUCUAAUUACUGUGUCUGAUUAACUCUCUGAGUACCACUAGCCCCAUAAUGCCCAUAAUUCUCUAAUUACUGUGUCUGAUUAAGUCUCUGAGUACCACUAGCUCCAUAAUGCCCAUAAUUCUCUAAUUACUGUGUCUGAUUAAGUCUCUGAGUACCACUAGCCCCAUAAUGCCCAUAAUGCCCCGUAAUGCCCCAUAAUGCCCCAUAAUGCCCCAUAAUGCCCAUAAUGCUGCAGCAGACGAGUGUAUCUUUCAGCGUUAACACACGUUCAUAUUAACUGCAUUCUUUCAUAAUUGUGUCGUCUUAUCAUUUCAGUAUGCGAUGUUCUGUCUCCAACAGUUCCCAGAGCGUAGGCCUGAUAUAAAAUGCUCCGCAGAAGCUUGCACACAUUUAGCAUCCCUUUUUAAGAUGCUGAAAGCUCAUUGGCAGAUCUGUGUAGACAACCGACUGUGUGAUGUGAUGUCAUUCUCUGCUGUUUUAAAAAGAUAGCACUUUAGGUGUUGUAAUGGGUUUUUUUUCAAUGUCAUUGUUUUUUUUUUGGGUUUUUUUGCUGAAGAGGUUAAAGUGUAUAAACCAUGAAUGGAUUUUAAAGGACUGCUGUAAUAAUUUGUACCCUUCUUAUGGGAUUGUUAAGACUGGAAUCUCAAAGGGGGGCAGUAUUAGCAGGCUUUGCUGGUUCAGCAGAAAAUUUUGGACCUGGAAGCAAGUUAUUCAGAAUCGUGCCAAUCAGUGACUUAAAUUACGUGCUGUAAAAUCCAUAAUUCAGCACAACCCCCAGAACCUGAGUUUGAGAUCCAUGCUCUGAGAUAUCAUGCUUAAAAUAAUAGUUUGAAUUCAGUAUUUUUACGUGGUAAAUUGCGUUACAGAUGCUGUAAAUAUUGAAAGAGCGCUCUGGAGCAGUGUGUGUACAGUGAGCUCUGCAGAGACAAACGAGAGUUUCGCACUGCCCAUGCUCUCUUCCUGAGCUGCAGUCAAUUAAAACAAAAACAAAACACCUUGACUGGUUCACAGACAGGCUUCUUUUUUCUCCUUGAUUCACACAUGCACACUCACAAGUAUGUGUGUCACACUGGAACUAAUCGCAGGUGUGUGUGUGCGCACGCGUGUGUGUGGUGAACAGAAAUACAUUGUUCUUCUGUAAUAUAGUUGAGUCUGAAUUGGGUGUGUAUGUGGAGGAGGGGUCCAUUUGGGAUGGGGCGCACACAGACUGGUGCCUGUUGGAUAAAGAGCUAGAAAUUCAUUGGGCAAGACUGUCCUAUGGGAGUAGAAUUGAACCUGUUGCCCCGGUAACAUGCUUUUCCUCUUUUUCUCCCAUAUUGCUGUGUGCCGAUUUGAAAUAAAAUUGAAUAUUAAAAUGCA
This is a messenger RNA of Anguilla anguilla (European eel), 4689 nucleotides long. It is a transcript of the gene asns, whose product is annotated as asparagine synthetase. The record is from RefSeq and is a predicted model, not a curated record. Bases 201 to 1886 code for a protein of 561 amino acids. Gene Ontology annotation, molecular function: asparagine synthase (glutamine-hydrolyzing) activity. Lineage: Eukaryota; Metazoa; Chordata; Actinopteri; Anguilliformes; Anguillidae. Gene Ontology annotation, cellular component: cytosol. The transcript is spliced from 12 exons.